GAAGAUGGCGGCUCCCGUUGAGGCAGUUCAGCCGCUGGUGCAGUAUUUGGUUCUCAGAGGGGACUUGGCGCGGGCUCCGUUCUCGUGGCCCUUAGGUGCACUGGUGGCGCAGGGGUGUCACGCGGCCAUCGCGGCCCUGCAUGCUCACCGCGACCACCCAAAUACGGCGGCUUAUCUCCGGGAUCUGGGGAGCAUGCGCAAAGUGGUCCUCGAGGCUCCAGAUGAGGCUGCCCUGAUGUCACUGGCUGAGACCCUGAAACAGAACAACAUUGACUAUACGCUAUGGCUGGAGCAGCCAGAAAACAUUGCCACCUGCAUAGCUCUUCGGCCUUAUUCCAAAGUGGAGGUGAACACACAUUUGAGGAAGUUCAAGUUACUGAAGUGACCACCAUCUGUGAUAGCUAUUUUGGACAAGUGGGACCCAGAAUUUGCAUGCCAACCAUUUCUUGGAACCUGCAAAAACUAUUUCAACAACUUGAUAGACCCCACAUUUGCCCUCAGUACUGGCAAUUUCUUUAGGGGUAGUUGGAAGCAGAUUAAUUUUUGAGUAAAUUUCAACUAAUAAACAAUUCCUCUUUCUGUGAAGGUAGGAAAGAUGGAUGAACAAC
This is a messenger RNA of Dromiciops gliroides (monito del monte), 608 nucleotides long. It is a transcript of the gene PTRHD1, whose product is annotated as peptidyl-tRNA hydrolase domain containing 1. The record is from RefSeq and is a predicted model, not a curated record. The transcript has 2 exons. Bases 5 to 385 code for a protein of 126 amino acids. NCBI's taxonomy places the organism in Eukaryota, Metazoa, Chordata, Mammalia, Microbiotheria, Microbiotheriidae. Gene Ontology annotation, molecular function: peptidyl-tRNA hydrolase activity.